AUUAAUAUCAGUCUUUUUCCACAAAUAUCCUGUCUAGAUUGUUUACUGGUUGUAAAAUGAUUAAUUUUCAGUAUUUAGCGCAUUAAGUUUUAUCAUACAACUCUGUACGUUAUUACGUACAUAAUCAAGUUAUUAGUCUAAGAAAUUAGCAAGAAUCAUUCAUAAUCAUUUUUAGAUUAGUGAAAUUUGUUCCAUUUUAUAAAAUAGGCGACUUUAUGUGUGUAACGUAGUUAGAAAACUUUACGGAUUUUUUUUAUUCAUUGUUGCAAAACAUAAACCUACAUAACUUGAGUUAUGAUGUACUUGGUGGCUUGGUUAUCAAUAACGUUCGUAAUUUUAAUGAUAAGCGUAAAAACCAAAAGUUCGCAGUCCGAGUACUGUAGUGAAUUGUGUCCGAAUUCUGUUGCAUUUACGGUCACAAUUCUGGCCUGGAGGGAGGAGUGUUUUUACGAAUUUUUAACACCAUCAGAUCUUCCCGUGACUUUUAGUUAUCUGGUCAUUACCGGUGGUCGUUUGGACGUCAAUGUUGCAGUUGCAGCUCCGGGAGGAGAAUUAAUUUAUAUGGAAUAUUUAGCACGACAAGACACGUACGACCUUCCAGUCGACACCUCGGGUAUCUACAAGUUCUGCUUUUCCAAUAAAUUUUCCUGGAUUACCGAAAAGCUGGUAUAUUUUGGGUUAAAAUUUACACAAAAUGACGACAUUUUAAAACCAGAUUGGUACGACAAACCUACCCGAUUGGAAGAAAAUCAGGGAAACCUUACUCAAUUAGAAGUGUCAUUAAAGCAAAUACACAUCAACUUAGGUGACACGCAGGACAAAUGUGAUCACGCCAAGAUGACGCGUACCAGUGAGGAGGUUGCGCAACAGGAAGAUGUCGUGUAUGUCAUAUUAACCUUCAAGCAAAUACAAAUUACGUCGAUACUGCUCAUUCUAGUCAUAAUGCUGGGACAGGUUAUCCUUGUCAAGAAGUACGUGACCCUGCAACUAGCCGGAUACGUCGCAGCUGAGGGGAAAUCUUUACUUCGGGAAGAUAAGAGGGAUUGGAAAUAUUUCCCAGAAACUUUCAAGUCUCGGAAUCUAAAGUUUGAAUUUGAUCAACGUAAUUCGGCCAAGGUUAAAAAACCGAAUGUUUCCAUAUAAUUCAUAGUCAACAACAACGUUUAAAUAAUGCCUACAAAUUUGUUGACGAAUAAGUACCUGAAGCUUAAUGUACAUAGACCUUAUUUAUGCAUGCAUGCACUCUUAGAAAAAUCAAUAACCGUUGGUAUUGAUACGUGACUCUACCGCGUGGUAUUGAUCCGGUAUUGAAUUAAUACUAGGUGGUA
Folsomia candida is the source of this 1328-nucleotide messenger RNA. Its product is annotated as transmembrane emp24 domain-containing protein 7. The coding region runs from base 295 to 1143 and encodes 282 amino acids. Gene Ontology annotation, biological process: intracellular protein transport; endoplasmic reticulum to Golgi vesicle-mediated transport; Golgi organization. The transcript has 5 exons. NCBI's taxonomy places the organism in Eukaryota, Metazoa, Arthropoda, Collembola, Entomobryomorpha, Isotomidae. Gene Ontology annotation, cellular component: endoplasmic reticulum-Golgi intermediate compartment; endoplasmic reticulum; COPII-coated ER to Golgi transport vesicle. The record is from RefSeq and is a predicted model, not a curated record.